AUGGCGGCGCUGGGAGGCGGCGGGACGCGAUGGCGGCGGGCCUGGCUGCCCGCCCUGCAGCUGCUGCGGCGCGGCUCCAAGGCGGUGACGCGGCACUGGAAGGCGAUGCACCUGCAGCGGCAGAAGCUGCUGGCCCUGACCGAGUUCCUGCCCCCGCGGCCGGCCCGCGCCCCGCCGGCCCCCCGCGGCGCCCCCCCCCGCCACGGCACCGGGCAACAGCGGCAGCCCCAGGAGGACGGCUACGCGCGGGCGCUGCGGCGCCAGGCCGAGGAGGCUCUCCGUGGCAGCCGCAUGGUGGCCGUGUGCCAGUUCAACUCGCUGCCGGACGAGGACGUGGCCACGCUGCGGCACUUCCUGCGCAAGCACAACAUCCACGUCAAGUUCGUCCUCAACGAGGUUAUCCGGCCGGUGCUGGCGCAGUCCGAGCUGAGGAGCCUGCUGCCGCUGUUCGUGUGCCGCAACGUGCUGCUGGUGAGCCCCGAGGCGCGCGCCAGGGAGAUGCUGCGGGUGCUGAAGGGAGUUCCACAGGUCGUGCUGCUGGGCGCCUGCAUCGACGGCACCAUCCUGAGCCGGCAGGGAGUGGAGAACUUCGCCCGGCUGCCGUCCCUGGAGGUGUCCCAGGGGCAGACGGUGGCAGCCCUGUCCCUGCUGUCCUCCCAAACCUCCUCCCUGCUCCAGCGGGGUCCCGCUCACCUCACGGCGCUCCUGGACGAGCACAUCCGACGGCUGCGGGACACGGGGGGAGCCGCGGAGCCUCCCCCGGGCCGGAGCUCUGGGAAUCACUGACGCUGGAAAUGGAGAACCAAUUCCUUCCCUGGCCGUGGGAGCCCCCAGGAUAAGGCAUUGGAGGAUGAUGGACGCAAUUCCCAUGGAAUCGGCUCCAGAAUGGGCGGUCGGGGACUGGAGGUUUGGCACUGAGGCCCCACCAGUCCCUUGUGCUCCCUUGGGAAGAUCCCAGCGGCGUUCCAGCUGUGAGCAGGGAUCUCUGGGAUCAGCCAGCGGAGGAGGAGCGCGGGAUGGACCCUCCCAGGGGGAUUUUGGGCACUCCCAGCCCCGUGCCUUGGGAAUGGGGGUGUGCUGUAACACUGAUCCCAGCCUGGGAUCGCUGUCGUGUCCAUUAAAGUGUCUGGAAAUGCU
Pseudopodoces humilis (Tibetan ground-tit) is the source of this 1137-nucleotide messenger RNA. NCBI's taxonomy places the organism in Eukaryota, Metazoa, Chordata, Aves, Passeriformes, Paridae. The record is from RefSeq and is a predicted model, not a curated record.